GCCACUCGCGUGUUUUUGGGUUCGGCUCGUAUUUACACGAGCAGUACAGUUCUAUGUUUGGAUUCUGAGUAUAGGUCUCCUUCGUGUUUCUUGAAAAACGACGAUCAACAAGAAAGCUUUAGCGCCUGUCUUGUCUGGCUUAAUGGGUCGAGAAUAUAUACAUGGGUCUGAUGUGGGUUCGCGGCACAUUCGAUUCCGGACCCCCAUCAUGUAACAAUCUCGCCGCCGCACCGUUCGAACUGAUUCAGUGUGCCUAAUCCACUUCUUGAUUUUCUUGAAUUGUCUUGUCUGGAGAAAGGGUAUUCGAGGUUGGAAUUUCAUCAUUGAUGCCAGUUGAUCCUCAAGACACUAAAGAGCACAUAAAGGCCACUGACAAUAAGCAACAUGCACGGUCUCUGGAACCAGAGAACGAAUGUUUCCAGAAACUGAAGAACUUUGAUGUUUCUACUACUGCUACAGAUCGACCAUCUUCUUUGGUCGGGGGAUCAUGUUGCCAUUGCGGUCAGAGAAUUCUGCUCCGGUCACAUGAGACACCCAGGCAACGAGCCCAACAGGAGAAGGUAGAAGAGUUAUCAGAUGAUGGCCACAUGAUGGACCUACUUCAAAAGAUUGAUUGCUUGAGGUUAGGUUCACAGGAUACUAGUCAAACAGGGCCACACACUGCAAUGGAAGGACCGGUACUUAGAAAGGAAGAGACAGGAUAUGAUUCAAUGAAAAGAGAAGGUUGUCCAUCAGGUUUCAAGGAUUUUAAAUCGAUGCUGAGUUCUUUCAUGGAGUACAGUCAAUUGAAGGUCAUCGCUGAACUUAAUAAUGGGGUUCAUGUUGGCUCUUGGAAAGUUGUCUCAAGCAUAGAGCUCAAUAAAGAUGAAGAAUUGUUUGGAACAGCUGGGAUUUCGAAGACCAUCGAAGUUUUCCAUUUUUCCUCGGUGGUGAACGGAACAGCUGCGGGUCAUGGACCUGUUGCGAAAAUCUCCAAGGAAUCGAAACUUAGUUGCUUGAGUUGGAAUAAGUACAUGAACAACCAAUUCGCUGUUAGUGAUUAUGGAGGCAUAGUAGCUGUUCACGAUGCAGCUACUUCUCAGAGUAUGAUUCAAUUUAAGGAGCAUGAUAAUCGAGUUUGGUCGAUUGAUUUCUCGCACACUGAGCCUCAUUUGCUCAUUUCUGGAGGUGAUGGCUGCAAGGUUAAGGUUUGGUCCACCAAGCAAGAAGCGAGUGUUCUUACCAUCGACAUGAGGGCCAGCAUUUGCACUGUCAAAUAUGAUCCUGGAUCGAGCGUGUACUUAGCUGUGGGUUCAGCAGAUCAUAACAUUUAUUACUACGACUUGAGAUAUGUCAGUGAACCGGUGCAUAAGCUCAAAGGGCAUGGGAAGUCUGUUUCCCAUGUGGAAUUCUCCUCUAGCAACAACCUUGUCUCUGCUUCUAUCGACAGCUCCUUGCGCCUGUGGGAUAUAAAGAAAUGCGCUCCUCUCCGUGUAUUUAGAGGACACUCGAAUACGAAAAACUUUGUGGGCCUCUCGUCGAGUGGCGACUUCAUAGGAUGUGGCAGCGAAACAAAUGAAGUGGUCGUCUAUCACAAGGAUUUUUCUAGACCGGCAGCUUGGCACAGCUUCGAUUCCCCCUGCACAGGUCAUGCCGGCAAGACUGCAGAUGUAUGCUUUGUAAGCGCAGUGUGCUGGAAACGCGACAGUUCAGUGAUGCUGGCGGCAAACGGCCAAGGAAUUAUCAAAGUACUUGCGUUACCAUUUCAACAGAUGUAACUGAAUCGAUGAGGUACAGAUGUUGGGAAGCCUGCGUUGAUCUGAGUAUCUGAUGUUUGAACGUCAUUGAAUCGUCGUGGCGUAUAGGUAUGGUCGUGAAUCUGUGAUGAAGUAAUUUUAGCUGUCAUGUUUAGAAAUGAGAUUGUCGAUUUCUUUUGCGGCAAA
This is a messenger RNA of Eucalyptus grandis, 1922 nucleotides long. RefSeq names its product E3 ubiquitin-protein ligase COP1. The transcript has 11 exons. Gene Ontology annotation, molecular function: ubiquitin protein ligase activity; protein binding. Gene Ontology annotation, biological process: proteasome-mediated ubiquitin-dependent protein catabolic process. The record is from RefSeq and is a predicted model, not a curated record. Bases 327 to 1757 code for a protein of 476 amino acids. NCBI's taxonomy places the organism in Eukaryota, Viridiplantae, Streptophyta, Magnoliopsida, Myrtales, Myrtaceae.